Messenger RNA from Staurois parvus, 441 nucleotides. The record is from the annotation of a GenBank genome assembly. NCBI's taxonomy places the organism in Eukaryota, Metazoa, Chordata, Amphibia, Anura, Ranidae.
UGCGCUGUGUCCCUCGGACACAGCGGAUCACUGAUCCACAGAAAGAGCCGAAGAUGUUGGCUUGGUCAUGGGAUCAGCUGUCUCCAAUCACAGCUGAUCACAUCAGCACCACCUGUCAGUGUCCAUCAGUGCCAGCUCUUAUUGCUCAUCCAUGCCACCUGCCAGUGCCCAUCAAUGCCACAUAUUAGUGCCCAUCUGAGCUGCCUUUCAGUGUCACUCAUCAGUCCCAGUCAGUUCCACCUAUCAGUGCUGCCAAUCAGUGCCACCUAUCAGUGCCAGUCAGUGCUGCCUAUCAGUGUGCACAUCAGUGCCGCCGCUCAGUGCCCUUCAGUGCUGCCUAUCAGUGCCACCUGACAGUGCCAGUCAGUGACACCUAACAGUGCCAGUCAGUGCCGCCUAUCAGUGCCAUAUAUGAGUGCUUCCUUUCAGUGCCCAUCAGUG